Molecule: messenger RNA, 411 nt
Organism: Clunio marinus
Lineage: Eukaryota; Metazoa; Arthropoda; Insecta; Diptera; Chironomidae
Source: the annotation of a GenBank genome assembly
AUGUUGUCAUUGAAACAUAACAAAUGCGACAAUAAAAAAAGUUUUGCAGUAAAAGCUGGAAAAGAAAUCUGCGGCGUUUUCAUUCAAGUCAUAACAUUGAAUCAAUUAAGCUCAAAAAGUUUGCAGGAUGGAAAAUCAAAAUUCGAAACAUUACGUGAAAAAACAAAGUUUAAAGUUCAAACACCACCGAGUUCAGCAACAGCAUUAUUGAAUGUGCAAAUACAAAAGACUUUUCGCAUUGUUUGUUUUUCCGCGGAGCUUAAGGCAAUGCGUUCAAUCGCGCGUCAUGAAUUACAAAAGCUUAAAUCGAACCCAAAUCGAUUAUCAAAAUUAUUCUCAAAGCAUUUACCAACAGAGAAAUGUUUCAUGAGCGCGCCCCGAAGGGUCAGCUUCCGUUCAGUAAAAUCAUAA